Gigantopelta aegis is the source of this 1154-nucleotide messenger RNA. RefSeq lists its product as uncharacterized. The transcript is spliced from 8 exons. The coding region runs from base 1 to 1050 and encodes 349 amino acids. NCBI's taxonomy places the organism in Eukaryota, Metazoa, Mollusca, Gastropoda, Neomphalida, Peltospiridae. The record is from RefSeq and is a predicted model, not a curated record.
AUGCUUAUUCUGAAGGGACGGACAUGCUAUUGCCUAGAGAAUACAAACGAGAGUAAAAUUCGUCAAGACAGGGAUGUCUCAAAAUGCAGUGGAAACUUCGAGGAAAUCUGCGGAGGACGUGGAAAGGUUUCUAUAUACAGGCUCACAUUUCCGAAACCCGAAAUUUUGAAAUUGACCUUGAAAGCUGACAGUUUAGGCCUAUGUGCUUACACGUCUUUCCUACAAUACCGACAACUACAGGUGAAGACGGGUUCUAACUGCAGUAUACCAAGAGGAGUCGCAUAUUCCGGGUUAGAACGAUCCAACAAGACCUUGAACAACAAGAUUUGUAGAAUAUAUUUUUGUACCGAGAAACUGGCGCUCUCUUACUACACUGCAAGCUCGAGAUACAAACUCCUCAAAUUGACUCGCAAAAACUCGGUACAUCUCUACCGUGCAAGUAGGAGAAAGAUAACAUACUGGAUUGGGCUCAGCCGUUUGCAGAGGUGGCGAUGGACCAAUGGUCGUCUGCUAAGCAAACAAGACCUACAUGACCUAAACCUUAGCAGCACCACGUUUCGUGGCACGGGGUGUCUGGCAGUUCAGCACAGAGGACGUGGUCUGCAUAGCGACACUAAAGACUGCGACACGAAACUGCGAGCAAUCUGCUACGAGGGUUCCACGUAUCCGACAUCACGUCCACGUGAUAAGGACAAAAAUAAUCAGUCAGGAGUUGCUGUGGGUGUUUCUGUGACUGCUGUUGUAGUGGUUGGUGUUGUAACACUGUUGGCAGUGUUUUGGAUGAAAAGACGAAGACUGUAUUGUUUUGGAGAGAAACCUACAUCUACACCCAGAGACAACCCAAAUGAACUAGCUCCCCAGGGAGUUAUUCAACACGCCGACACCAACCCAUCUCCUGCUGGUGAAGGAACUUACGAGAAACUUGAUGACAUCACCCAUACCUCACAAAACACAUACGAGAACACACCUAGACAACCAGAACAUGUCUAUUCUGGUUUACACACCGAAUACUACAAUGUGACACAAUCAACAAAUAACGUAGAUCCUUAAAGGGACAGUUCUGAAUUUCACAACUGUUGUAAAAUGUCUCCGACCAAUAGAGCCUUUUCGAUGACGUAACAUACAAAUUAAAUACCUUGUCUUAUUUAGAAUAU